AUGACUCCCAAGAUCAUUCUUGUCACUGGUGCCAAUACCGGCAUCGGAUUUGAAACCGUCAAAGCCUUCCUCCAAUCACCAAACUCUUAUUAUAUCUAUCUCGGCAGCAGGACCCUCGAGAAGGGUGCUGCUGCCCUUGAAAAGGUCAAAGCCGAAUGUCCAGAUUCAACCAACACGGUCGAGCUGCUCCAGAUUGAUGUCAGCAGUGAUGAGUCGAUCGAGAAGGCAUUUGAGAUUGUGAAGAAGGCCCAUGGUCAUCUCGAUGUUCUUGUCAAUAAUGCUGGUGCCGCAUAUGACACUGAGUUCAAGCAAGGGACGAUGGGUCUCAGAGAGUCCUUCAACAAGGCCUACGAUGUCAACGUGGCUGGCACCAACGUCGUCACCUGGACCUUUGUCCCCUUGCUCAUGAAGGCCAAGGAGCCUCGGCUGCUCUUCGUCGCCGGCCUGUCGCAGAUGACCCAGGCUGCCGAGUCUUACUUCCCCGUGCCGCCGCAGCCAGCCGGGUGGCCCAAGAAGAUCGACUUUGACCCAAUAGGCUACCGCUGCAGCAAGACGGCCUUGAGCAUGCUGAUGCUCGACUGGAACCACAAGCUCAAGGCGGACGGGAUCAAGGUCUUCAGCGUCAGCCCCGGCCUCUGUAACACGGACCUGGGAGGACUGAAAGGGAAGAUAUAUGAAGAGAUGGGCGCGACCCAUCCCAGCGAGGGUGGGCAGAGACUGCUGCGCGUGGCCGAGGGCCAUAGAGAUGCUGAUGCGGGCAAGAUCGUGGAGAAGGUUGGACUUCUUCCAUGGUAA
This is a messenger RNA of Thyridium curvatum, 795 nucleotides long. RefSeq lists its product as uncharacterized. Bases 1 to 795 code for a protein of 264 amino acids. The record is from RefSeq and is a predicted model, not a curated record. Lineage: Eukaryota; Fungi; Ascomycota; Sordariomycetes; Thyridiales; Thyridiaceae. The transcript has 2 exons.